GAUUUGGAACCAGUUUGUGUCAUGGACAGGGGGUGUAGUAGUGUAGAUGAGAUGAGCAUAUGGUAGACUCAAUAAGGGUACCAUUUUUUCCUUACAGAAGAACAAGAGUGGGCUUCCUACUUCCACCACAUCCCUUCCCAAUCAAAAUCCGCAAAACAUUAAGUACGGCGCUUUCCCUUUGCGAGCUGAGACUUACAAAUAAAUCCUUUGCUGCCAAACCACGCUCACUCUCAUCAUCACUUCAUUCCCACUCUCCCCAGAAGAAGAAGAAGUGUCUUAUAAUAAUGGGAAUGAAGGGUGCCCCCGUCUGUCUCUCCGUCGACGACAACGUCGUUCUCAAGUCCCCAAACGACCGUCGUUUGUAUCGCCUCAUCCACCUCCCCAACGGCCUUCGCGCCUUGCUCGUUCACGAUCCUGAGAUUUACCCUGAGGGGCCUCCCAAGCAUGCUCCAAAUGAGGAUGAAGUUGAAGAAGAAGAAGAAGAUGAUGAAGAAGAUGGAGAAUAUGAUGAUGAUGAUGAUGAUGAUGAUGAUGAUGAUGAUGAUGAAGAAGAAGAAGAAGAAGAAGAAGAAGAAGAAGAAGAAGAAGAAGAAGAAGAAAUGGAUGGGGUGAAGGGUGGUGGUGCUGUUGCUGCUCAGAGCAAAAAGGCUGCAGCAGCUAUGUGUGUAGGAAUGGGCAGCUUUUCUGACCCGGAUGAAGCUCAAGGACUAGCGCAUUUUUUAGAACACAUGCUCUUCAUGGGGAGUGAUGAAUUUCCAGAUGAAAAUGAGUAUGAUAGCUAUUUGUCCAAGCAUGGUGGCUCAUCAAAUGCAUACACAGAAACUGAAUACACCUGCUACCAUUUUGAAGUGAAGCGAGAGUUUCUGAAGGGUGCCUUGAAAAGAUUUUCUCAGUUCUUUAUUUCACCUCUUGUAAAGAUGGAGGCAAUGGAGCGAGAAGUACUUGCAGUAGAUUCAGAAUUUAACCAGGUUUUACAAAGUGAUGCUUGCCGCCUUCAACAACUUCAGUGCCAUACUUCAGCUCAUAAUCAUCCUUUAAAUAGAUUCUUUUGGGGGAAUAAAAAGAGCUUGGUUGAUGCAAUGGAGAAGGGUAUUAAUUUGCGCGAGCAAAUAUUGAAAUUAUACAAGGAUUAUUACCACGGUGGAUUGAUGAAGCUUGUUAUUAUUGGUGGAGAGUCUCUGGAUGUGCUUGAGAGUUGGGUUGUGGAACUGUUUGGCGCUAUCAAGAAAGGUCAAGCAAACCCAGUGUUCACAGUGGAAGGUCCUAUCUGGGAAUCUGGUAAAGUUUAUCGGCUAGAAGCUGUCAAAGAUGUUCAUAUCCUUGACUUAUCAUGGACAUUGCCCUGUCUACACCAAGAGUAUUUAAAGAAGCCAGAGGAUUAUUUAGCUCAUCUCCUUGGGCAUGAGGGCAGAGGAAGCUUGCUCUCCUUUCUCAAGUCCAGAGGAUGGGCUACAUCUCUAUCUGCAGGAGUUGGGGAAGAAGGAAUUUAUCGGUCAUCUAUAGCUUAUGUCUUUGUCAUGUCCAUACACCUCACAGACUCUGGUAUAGAAAAGAUCUUUGAUAUCAUUGGCUUUGUCUAUCAAUACCUUAAGUUGUUGCGUGAAGAUACUCCACCAGAAUGGAUAUUUAAGGAACUUCAAAAUAUUGGAAACAUGGAUUUCAGAUUUGCGGAAGAGCAGCCUCCAGAUGAUUAUGCUGCUGAGCUUGCAGAAAAUUUGCACUUUUAUCCACCGGAGCAUGUAAUUUAUGGUGACUACGUGUUCAAGACAUGGGAUGAACAAUUGUUAAAACAAGUUCUUGGUUUCUUCGUUCCGGAAAACAUGAGGGUAGAUGUUGUUUCAAAGUCAUUCCUCAAGUCAGAAGAUUUCCAAUAUGAACCUUGGUUUGGUUCUCGUUACGUUGAAGAAGAUAUUGCUCAAAGUUUCAGGGAGUUAUGGAGAAAUCCUCCAGAAAUUGAUGCCUCACUGCAUCUUCCUUCCCAAAAUGAGUUUAUUCCUAGUGACUUUUCUAUACGUGCUAGUGACACCUGUGUUGAUGAUUUUGCAAAUUCAACUUCUCCUAGAUGUUUAAUUGAUGAGGCAUUGAUAAAAUUCUGGUACAAACCGGAUAGCACUUUCAAAGUUCCUCGUGCAAAUACAUAUUUUCGAAUUACCAUGAAGGGUGGCUAUGCUGAUGUAAAGAGUUGUGUAUUAUCCGAAUUGUUUAUUCACCUUCUUAAAGAUGAGUUGAAUGAAAUCACAUAUCAGGCUAGUAUUGCCAAGUUAGAAACUUCUGUCACUUAUGUUGGUGACAUGCUUGAGCUGAAGGUCUAUGGUUUCAAUGAAAAGCUUCCUGUUCUGUUAUCUAAAUUCUUUUCAGUGUCUAAAUCAUUCAUGCCAACUGAUGAUCGGUUUAAGGUAAUAAAAGAAGACAUGAAGAGAGCUUUAAAGAAUGCCAACAUGAAGCCUCUAAGCCAUUCAACAUAUUUGAGAUUACAAGUUUUGUGUGAGAGUUUCUAUGACGCUGAUGAGAAGCUGCAUCAUCUAAAUGAUUUGUUUCUUGAUGAUCUGAAGGCAUUUAUCCCUGGGCUUCUCUCCCAGAUAUACAUGGAGGGUCUUUGCCAUGGAAAUCUGUCAAAAGAAGAAGCAAUUGGCAUAGCAAAAAUAUUUAAGAUGAAUUUUCCAGUUAAUCCACUCCCUAUUGAAUUGAGGCAUGCUGAGCGUGUUAUUUGCCUCCCAUCCAGUGCCAAUUUAGUUAGAGAUGUCAAUGUGAAGAAUAAGUCGGAAAAAAACUCGGUGGUUGAGCUUUAUUUUCAAAUUGAGCAAGAUUUUGGUCUGGGGUCAAUCAAAUUGAAAGCUUUAAUUGAUCUUUUUGAUGAAAUUGUGGAGGAGCCAUUUUUCAAUCAACUGAGGACAAAAGAGCAGCUUGGUUAUGUUGUUGAAUGCAGCCCACGAGUAACAUAUCGUAUCUCUGGGUUUUGUUUCUGCGUUCAGUCAUCUGAGUACCACCCAGUUUACUUGCAAAGUAGAAUUGAAAACUUCUUAAAUGGCCUGGAAGAAUUGUUGGAUGGGCUUGAUGGUGAUUCCUUUGAGAAUUACAAAAGUGGGUUAAUGGCAAAGCUGCUGGAGAAAGACCCUUCACUCACAUAUGAAAGCAAUAGAUUGUGGAACCAAAUUGUUGAAAAAAGGUAUAUCUUUGACUUGUCAAAGAAGGAAGCAGAAGAAUUGAAGAACAUAAGUAAGCAUGAUGUUGUUGAAUGGUACAAGACUUACUUAAAACCGUCGUCUCCAAAGUGCCGACAACUACUUAUUCGGCUAUGGGGUUGCAACACAGACUUGAAAGAAGCUGAAGCACUACCCAAAUCUGUGCAGGUAAUUACAGAUCCAGCAGCUUUUAAGAUGCAAUCCAAGUUUUAUCCAAGUUUUUGUUAACUUUGAAGAUGUAGUUUGUUCAAAUGUUGAAAUUAAGGCAACUAGAACCAGAGAUGGUCCUCAUUUGAGUCAUUUCUCAUUUAUUGGUUGUAGUCUUGUCAUGACUGCUGGGGUACCAUCCAUAUACUUAUAAUGAACUAAAGUUUAAGGAGGGGAAUACAGAAUUUGUUACCUGGAACCACAGAUUUUGUUGAUGUAAAUUACAUUUAUUUGGGAAAUAUUCUUUUUAUCAACAAGUUAUUAUAGUUCAUUGACUGAAAGCGUUAUACAUUUGGUCC
Messenger RNA from Glycine soja, 3688 nucleotides. Its product is annotated as nardilysin-like. Gene Ontology annotation, cellular component: cytosol. Gene Ontology annotation, biological process: proteolysis. Gene Ontology annotation, molecular function: metalloendopeptidase activity; metal ion binding. NCBI's taxonomy places the organism in Eukaryota, Viridiplantae, Streptophyta, Magnoliopsida, Fabales, Fabaceae. The record is from RefSeq and is a predicted model, not a curated record. Bases 60 to 3410 code for a protein of 1116 amino acids. The transcript is spliced from 19 exons.